Molecule: messenger RNA, 4839 nt
Organism: Sclerotinia borealis F-4128
Lineage: Eukaryota; Fungi; Ascomycota; Leotiomycetes; Helotiales; Sclerotiniaceae
Source: the annotation of a GenBank genome assembly
AUGGCUUCACACAAAUUGUCUCCUAGCUGGCCUCAAUCCAUCGGUAUCAUUCCAUCAAACUUCAUCGUGAAAUCACCAUCAAGCACACGAGAAUGCGCCGAUGACAUUCAGCAUAUCGUUGUUGCUGGUUUCUUUGCAAUUAUGGUGUAUCUAGGAUCGCGGGUUAUUUCCAAAGACAUUCAUGCGAUUAUCAGAGUUUUCACUACACGGAAUCAUGAGGUCAUACCCUUCAUAAUAGCUAAUAUCGUCGUCGCAGCCCCGCAGGAUACAUUCGAAGUCAUGAACUCGACAUCCCCGUUACAUUUGUCCAAUGGACACGAUGAAUCAUUCGCAAGAUCCUCGCCAUCGAACGAUGACGCUCCAGGCGAAAGCGAGUCCGAACUGUCCGAUGUUGGCAACCCUACUGUCGAUGAAACCUCACCGGCCCCCUCAAACCACCGACCAGAAUUCGGUGCUCAGGAUUCCGAUGCUUCUGAAGACUCGUCGCCUGAAGAUCAAGAACAAUCUGAUGAUGCGGAUUUUGAUGAGGAAGACACUCCUGCAGCCGCAGCUUUCAAUGGCCAACGAUCGGAGCGUUCGAGCACUGUCGAGUCAUCCCGUCCUGUUAAACGCAAGUCAGGCGGCACUGAUCAAGAUCGAUACAUGCUAGAGAAUCCCGAACUAUAUGGCUUACGAAGAAGCGGGCGUCCGGUACAAACUCGAACUAUUGUUGAGUCUGAUGAGGAAGAAGACGAUGACUCCGAUACCGUUGCAACUCACAGAAAUAAGCGCAAGAAGCCAGAGCGCUCCCAGCAAUCUUCCAAACGUCAAACUCCAGCUCUGCAAUCUGCAUCUGCCUCUGAUAACGACGAGAACGAUAGUUAUGGCAGUAUACGAGCACGAAAUACUACCAAGAAGAAUCGUCGCCGCCAACUAGAAUCUGGCAAUCUCGCUCUACAAUAUCAAGAAAAGAGGUGGAAUAGCCGUCGUGCUGCGCAAGUCACGACCGGUGCCUAUCAGGAAAGCGAUCCCGACCUUGAGGAUGAAUCUGAAAUGACACCGAAUCAGUGGGCAGAAGAUGUCGAAGACACCUCGCCAUAUAUUGAUGUUGUCUUAAAGCACAAGAUCAAAGAUGGUAAAGAUUUAAAAGAUGAGGACCUCACAAAGGAUAGUUUUGACUACUACAUCAAGUGGCAGGGUAAGUCCCACUGCCACGCUACUUGGGAGACAACAACAUCUUUGACCGGCGUUCGUGGUUUCAGACGUCUCGAAAACUAUUACAGAAAGAUUGUCCUCGAGGAUAUCUACAUGACACAAGGCGUGGAUAUACCACCAGAAGAGAAAGAAAAAUGGAUGCUUGAUAGAGAACGUGAUGCAGAUGCUCUAGAGGACUAUACAAAGGUCGAAAGAGUUAUUGGCUCGCGAGAAGGUGAUGAAGAAGUCGAAUACUUCAUCAAGUGGAAGGCUCUCUACUACGAAUCUUGCACGUGGGAAACUGCUUCAUUCAUCAGCGAAAAAGCUCAAGAUGCUAUCGACCACUUUUUGGAUCGCAGCUCUAGAUCUUUGGUAUCAGAUCGAAAGGAGUCAAACCCGGAUACUAGAAGCCCUCACGCCCCUAUUCGUGAACAACCAGAUUAUAUCAAGAACGGUCAACUGCGAGAUUUCCAAAUCACUGGCCUCAACUUCCUGGCAUACAAUUGGUGCAAGAACAAUAAUGUCAUUCUCGCUGACGAAAUGGGACUUGGCAAGACUGUACAGACUGUUGCUUUUAUGAAUUGGCUCCGCAAUGAUAGAGGACAGGAAGGCCCACAUAUCGUCGUAGUACCUCUGACGACCAUUCCUGCUUGGGCUGAUACCUUUGACCAUUGGGCACCAAGUCUCAACUAUGUUGUUUACAAUGGUAAAGAAUCAUCUCGUCAGGCUAUUCGCGAGUAUGAGCUGCUGGUUGAUGGAAAUCCUAAGCGUCCAAAGUUUAAUGUGCUUCUUACUUCCUACGAGUACAUCCUGGCCGACUCUAACUUCUUGGCACAAAUUAAGUGGCAAUUCAUGGCCGUCGACGAAGCUCAUCGUUUGAAAAACCGAGAAUCUCAGCUAUACGUAAAGUUGCUUGAUUUCAAGGCUCCCAGUCGUUUGUUAAUCACCGGUACUCCAGUCCAAAACACCUUGGGCGAGUUAUCGGCCCUCAUGGACUUCCUCAUGCCAGGUGAAAUGGACAUCGAAGAUGAUUUGGACCUUACUGAUGAAGCUGCGGGUGAGAAAAUUGCAGCACUUACUACCAAAAUUCAGCCAUACAUUCUCCGUCGCACAAAGCAGAAAGUGGAGAAUGACUUGCCACCGAAAAGCGAAAAGAUUAUUCGCGUCGAACUCUCGGACGUUCAGCUGGAAUACUACAAGAACAUCCUUACUCGCAAUUAUGCUGCGUUGAAUGAGGGCUCUAAAGGUCAGAAGCAGUCCCUGUUAAAUAUAAUGAUGGAACUCAAAAAGGCCAGCAAUCAUCCGUAUAUGUUCCCCAAUGCAGAGGAGAAGAUCUUGAAGGGUAGUGAGAGACGAGAUGAUCAGUUGAAGGGUUUAAUCGCUAGUAGCGGAAAGAUGAUGCUUCUUGAUAGAUUGUUGGCCAAGCUCAAAAAGGACAACCACCGUGUCUUAAUCUUCAGCCAAAUGGUGAAGAUGCUGGACAUCCUUGGCGAUUAUCUUCAACUUCGUGGAUACCAGUUUCAACGUCUCGAUGGUACAGUUGCUGCUGGCCCAAGGCGCCAAGCCAUCGAUCAUUUCAACGCCGAUGAAAGCAAUGACUUUUGCUUUCUUCUUUCCACCCGUGCUGGAGGUCUCGGUAUCAAUUUGAUGACGGCUGACACGGUUGUUAUCUUCGACUCGGAUUGGAAUCCUCAAGCUGAUUUGCAAGCCAUGGCUCGCGCACACCGUAUUGGUCAGAAGAAGCCUGUGAGCAUCUAUAGACUGGUCUCCAAGGAAACUGUCGAAGAAGAGAUUCUUGAGCGUGCUCGUAACAAGCUCAUGCUGGAGUUCAUUACUAUACAACGAGGUGUUACCGAUAAAGAGAAAAAGGAGCUACGAGAAAAAGCUGCUAAGGCUGGUAAAAUCGAUGAUCCCAAAUCUUCCGAGGAUAUUUCUCGUAUUCUCAAAAAGAGAGGCCAGAAGAUGUUCGAACAAUCUGGAAAUCAGAGGAAGCUUGAAGAGCUAGACAUCGACUCGGUUCUCGAAAAUGCCGAAGAGCACAAGACAGAAGUACCAGAAGGCAUGGUAACAGAUGGUGGUGAAGACUUCCUUAAAAGUUUUGAAUACACCGACGUCAAAAUCGACUUGGAAUGGGACGACAUUAUUCCAAAAGAUCAAUUGGAGGGAAUCAGAGCUGAGGAAGAAAGACGAGCUCACGAAGAAUACCUCGCUAAGGUCGUCGAAGAGAAUGCACCACGUAAGGCUGCCAUGAAGAAUACAGCUGAGAUUGAAAGAGAGCAGCGCCUCGCAAAGAAGCGUGAGCGUGACCAAGCUAAGCAAGAAGAGCUUGACGAAAAGAGAGAAGCUCAAGCCAAUCGUUUAGAUCCGAAGCGACCUCUUAACGAAAAGGAAGUGAGAAAUUUGAUGAAAGCUUAUCUUCGUUACGGCUCAAUGGAAGAUCGUGGCGAAGAACUAGUGAAAGAAGCUCGUCUUGUGGGCCGUGAUGAAGACAUGAUGAAAGACACUCUACAAGCCCUUACCGAGGAAAGUAGCAGGCGUUUAAAGGAAGAGAAUGACAGGGUUGAAGCACUGGAGCGUGCAACAAAUAAACCGUUGACUAAAAAAGAUAGAAAAGCGGUAUUGUUUGAUUACUCUGGAGUAAAGAGAGUCAACGCUGAGACUAUCAUGGAACGUCCGGGCGAGAUGAGAAUGCUUAGGGAUGUUGUCGGAAAUUCUUCUGAUUUCAAAACCUUUCGCGUUCCCGACGCAUCCAAAGGUGCUCAUUACUCGUGCGACUGGGGUGCUAAAGAAGAUGGCAUGCUUCUCGUCGGGAUCCAUAGGCACGGCUAUGGUGCUUGGACUCAGAUUAGAGAUGAUACUGACUUGGGACUUGGUGACAAGUUGUUUCUCGAAGAACAUCGAGUAGACAAGAAAGAAGAAAGAAGUAAGGCAGAUGAAAAGGUCGCCAAGGCUCCUGGGGCUGUUCACUUGGUCAGGCGAGCGGACUAUCUUCUGUCUGUUCUGAAAGCUAAGUAUUCUGAUAAUCAAGCUGCCAAGCGUGCCGUAGAGAACCAUCAUCGAAACAACAAAAAACACGAGCGGAACGGAUCCAGAAGAUCCGAGACAAGAGGCUCCGUUUCUGCUUCUCCUGCUCCACCGAUUAAGAAAGGAUCUCGACCAUCCGAUCACAACAGUCGUGAUCGAGAACGAGAUAGAGCCCGGGGUCACAAUCUUAACGACUCCCGCGAUUCUCGUCGGGAGAGCGGGGGUCAUGGUUCUUUGACUCCUGGUGUGAAAAGAAAGUAUAGCGAUGGAGACGAUGAAAAACCUGCAGACCGUCGUCCCAAAUACCGUAAAUCCGACAAUGGUGAACCGGAUCAGUACGACAUGCUUCGCAAACUCUUCAAGCCAAUCAAGGAAAAUCUUCGACGUUUACAAGCUGGAACAGCUAAAAAUAUUCCAAACAAAAAAGAACGUGCUGGCGUGUUGAAGGAGGAGCUGUAUAGUACUGGACUGUUUAUUGACUCUAUCCUUGAGCCCAAGAAGGACGGAUCCGUUGACGAUAAACUGAAGAGUAGUCUUUGGGCAUAUGUAAUGUCUUACUGGCCUAAUCCAGGACAAUCUACUGCAGCAGUGUCAAAAAUGUAUGACAGAGUUAGGGGAGAAAGGCUUAAAUCAGAAGAUUGA